Molecule: messenger RNA, 1587 nt
Organism: Solanum dulcamara
Lineage: Eukaryota; Viridiplantae; Streptophyta; Magnoliopsida; Solanales; Solanaceae
Exons: 8
Coding region: 79-1029 (316 amino acids)
Source: RefSeq, a predicted model, not a curated record
UCAUAUUAAAAAGAGAGGGAGGAAGGCAAGAUAUAUUUGUAGUGCUGCUCUUAUCCACAAGUGCAACAGAACAUAGAGAUGAGCAGGCUUAGUGUUGGUGUAUGCCGCCCAUCGGUGAACGUCCUAUUUCCUAUUGGCAAUGAAAAGGCCUUUUGCUCUAUUUGGGAUUCGAGAAGAAAGGCGCAUUUGAGAAGAAAGACGAUCAUACAGUGCUGCUCAGCAGAUUUCAGGGUCCUCACUUCUGUCACAAGUAACUAUAAUAACAUUGUAAUCCUCGACACUCCACAAUCACGAGUCCUGCUUCUCGACUCUUCCAAUAAUGUGCAUAGCAUCCUUCACAAGGGAACCAACUGGACUGAUGCAUAUUGGGAUGAGUUUGCCACCUUGCCGCCCAUUGUUCCAAAGGGUCCCCUCGCAAUCUUUGGCUUGGGGGGUGCAACUGCUGCACAUUUGAUGCUUGAACUAUGGCCGUCUUUGCUGCUUGUUGGAUGGGAAAUAGACGAAAUUUUGAUUGAAAAAGCAAGAGAAUAUCUUGGGCUCUCUGAUCUGGAGAAGCAUACUCAAGGUGGAGGUGUGUUGGAAGUUCAUAUUGGAGAUGUACUUUCUUCAUCUGUUACUAUUCCUGGAGGUUAUGCAGGUAUAAUAGUUGAUUUGUUUUCUGAUGGAAAGGUUUUGCCACAACUGCAAGAGGUUACAACUUGGUUGGAGAUGAAUAAGAUGUUGAUGCCCAAUGGUCGACUCAUGGUGAAUUGUGGUGCUGCUACCAAAGAAUUGUCUAAUACUUCUGAAAUGAUGCAACCAGAUAUUUCCAAAAGGGAUGACCCUAGGGAACUAAACACAACUAUCAAUGCAUUAUGCAAGGCAUUUCCUGAGCAAGUAGGCUGGAAAAAGCUGCCAAAGAUAGCAGGAGAAAAUUAUCUUGCACUGACAGGACCAUUACCAGAUUUGGAUAUUUGGUCUGCUCAUCUCCCAGAUCAAUUAAGCUCAAGUGUCAAAGAAUGGAGAAGUUGCACGCCUUCGCCUUCGUAAAUGUGACAUUGGGACUUGGUUAAGAUGUAAAUUCCACAUGCCAAACCAUGCAGAAAAGGUAAUUUGUGCCAAUAGAAAAGGUCCUUUGCAGAUCUCUACAUCUCCCUGCUAAGGAGUUCUUCCUUUCUAGGUCUUAAAUUUCGGGCAAGUGAUUGUUUUAUCAGAAGGAAAACAGGGAGAUGCAACCUUUAUAGAUUGACCCACAGGCAACCAUCAGGCACUACCUGGUCACCCUUUAUCCAUCUGAUAGCGGCCUGUUUCUAUCUUGAUUUGCAGUAAUUUCCAAUCUCUUCAGUUCUCCCUGCUGCAUAUUAAACGUGAUGAAUAUCACUCAGUCUGAACUCUGCUUAAGUUAGGAUUCUACUUUGAGUUGUUACUAUGUCAUCACCAAUCGUGGAAAAAGGUGAUGGUUUAAAACAAAUCAGCAUGCUGUAUUGAACCCCCUUUCAGGUUAGAUCAUUUAUCUAUUUAUUUCAGCAAUGAUGAUGAUAAUGUAUGCUGGAAUGCAGUUGAAACAUAUGAUUAUCUCAUCUAAAAGUUUAAGUUAUUAGAGAAUUA